Lottia gigantea (owl limpet) is the source of this 3577-nucleotide messenger RNA. RefSeq lists its product as hypothetical. Gene Ontology annotation, molecular function: calcium ion binding; superoxide-generating NAD(P)H oxidase activity. Gene Ontology annotation, cellular component: NADPH oxidase complex; plasma membrane. Gene Ontology annotation, biological process: defense response; superoxide anion generation. Bases 1 to 2235 code for a protein of 744 amino acids. The record is from RefSeq and is a predicted model, not a curated record. NCBI's taxonomy places the organism in Eukaryota, Metazoa, Mollusca, Gastropoda, Lottiidae. The transcript has 14 exons.
AUGCAGGGUACAAUGAGGGAAACCGGUCAAUCAGAUACGCAGUGGUUACAAUGGGUACAAAACCAGUUUAACAAUUUAGCCGGCAAUGAAGGACAUAUCACAUAUAAAAGAUUUAAGUCGGUUUUAAAAAUCAAAGAGUCCUUCUUCGCCGAGAAAUUUUUUGAUUUUUUUGACAAUGAUGGAGAUGAGAAGAUACAGUUGUUUGAACUAAUGGAUGGAUUAAGAACGUUAACUCGUGGUUCGACCACUGAUAAAAUACGAUUUCUCUUCAAUCUAUACGAUCUUGACGGAAAUGGUCACAUAGAUAUAGAUGAAUUAAAAACAGUGCUACAGUCUUGUGUUAAUGAAAGUUCUCUGAAGAUGAGUGAAAUCGAUGUUGAUAGGUUAACAGAAGUACUAUUUGAUUCUGCUGAUACAGAUUGUAGCGGUGAAAUCACUUUUGAAAAACUGCAGACUGUUCUAGAACAACAUCCAGAGGUCAUGAAGAACCUUACAAUCAGUGCUGCAGAAUGGUUAAAACCAAGCAAAACCGAAAAGAAACGAGAAUUACCAAGAUAUCUUCAAUCUAAUUAUAUCAGAAAUAAUCUCAAGAAAAUUAUUUUCUUCAUCAUUUAUUUUAUGACGAAUAUCGGAUUGUACGCUUAUGGUGCAUAUAGUUACCGCGAAUCGAAUAAUGCUAUAAUAAUAGCACGGGGUAGUGGAAUGUGUUUAAAUUUUAACUGUAUGUUUGUACUUGUGUUGAUGUUAAGAAAAUGCAUCACGUGGUUAAGAACUUGGCAAUAUGUCUAUUGUAUAUUACCCCUGGAUCAACAUAUACUUUUCCAUAAAACCACUGGAAUAAUGAUAGCAGUCCACAGUUUAAUUCACACUAUGGGCCAUAUUGGCAAUGCAGUUAUUGUUUCUGAAACGAAUAAUAUCACCGCCGUGGAAGUUAUAUUUACCACAAAGGCUAACCUAGGUUGGUUACUUGGUUCUGCACCAAUAACUGGGGUCCUAUUAUGUCCAAUAUUAAUAGUUAUGGUGAUUUGUUCCAUGUCCUUUGUCAGAAGAAGUGGUCAUUUUGAGAUAUUCUACUAUACACAUAUGUUAUAUAUACCAUUCUGGAUACUAUGUAUAAUACAUGCCAGUAAUUUCUGGAAGUGGUUCAUUGCCCCGGGAUUGAUAUUCUUCGUUGAAAGUAUCCUGAGAUCCAAACCUAUGAAGUUAGCUACACAUGGUAGAACUUUUAUUAAAGAAGUGAAUCUACUUCCGUCCGGUGUUACACAUCUAGUUAUUUCCCGUCCACCUAAUUUUGAUUUUAAACCUGGAGAUUAUUUAUUUAUACAGAUACCUAUGUUAGCUAAAUACGAAUGGCAUCCAUUUACUAUCAGUAGCGCACCGGAAAUGGAAGGUUUCAUCUGGUUACAUAUCCGAUCAGCUGGUUAUUGGACAAAAUCUUUAUAUGACUUCUUUGAAAAAUACGGCUCUGAUCAGCGGAGAAAAUCAACCAUUACAGGCCAAAUAAAUAAAGCUUUCCAUGAUGGCUUAGAUAAAAUAGAAAGAGGAAUCAAAGAAGUUUCAACAUCUUUUACACAUAGACAAUCUAAAGGAACUUAUUUGUUUCUAAGAAAGAUAACAGCUGAAGUAUAUUUAGAUGGUCCGUAUGGUACAUCAACCCGAGAGAUCUUCCAAACGGAGCAUGCCGUUCUGAUAGGAUCUGGAAUUGGUAUCACACCUUACGCUUCCAUCUUACAGAGUAUCAUCUAUAGAUUUAAUGCUAUCACCAGAACUUGUCCAAAAUGCCACCAUUGUUUUAAUGAACCUUUAGCCGGUUCCAUGAUGAAACUUAAAAAGGUUGAUUUUGUCUGGAUUAAUCGAGAUCAGAGAGCUUUUGAAUGGUUUACAAGUCUUUUGACUCAACUGGAAUUAGAACAAGUUAAAAAUGGCAGUCAUCUAGACAAAAUAUUAAAUCUCCAUAUGUACAUGACAGCCGCCGUCCAGAAAGCUGAUAUGAAGGGAAUCGGAUUACAAGUAGCUCUUGAUCUAAUCCAUGAAAAAGAACAGCGUGAUUUAUUGACAGGUUUGAGAACAAGAACUAAAGCUGGCCGUCCAGACUUCAAUGAGUUGUUUAAAUCCAUAGCUGCUCAAAAACACGGAAAGGUUAAAGUAUUUUUCUGUGGUGCCCCUGUUGUUGGGAAAGCUAUUAAAGAACACUGUGCAAAGUUUAAAUUCGGUUUUCGAAAGGAGAAUUUUUGAAUCAUUUUUCAACGAUUUGUUGUGUCUUCCAUUUGGAUUGUGGAUCAAUGUGCAAAAGAAAUCCCGUUUGGACAAAAAACGAUACUUCCACAUUGAAACAAAUUCUGAGAACUCAAAUCUGUAUCGCGUUCUCAUUGAUGUGCCGGAUGUCCUGAAUUCAAUGUUAUGCUCUUUUGACGUUUCACUAUAUGUUUUCAGUAUCUUAUACUAAUAUCAUAUGUUCUCUGGACGUGUGCGUUUCAAUUCGUGAAUCACAGUGUUCCCGGAUGUUCGGAUCACGCUGGUUGCCGUUCGAAAAACCACGAUUCUUAUAAACUGUGUAUUUUUACGAAAAUUGAGACCAUUGUAGAUAUGUUCUCAAUAAUUGUUAAAUUCAUAGAUAAGUUAGCGUGUUCCCAACUUUAUCGACAAUUUUCAAUAGAGUGUCAUCUCAUGAUGAUGUUCUUGAAUCACAAUAUUUCAACGGAUCCUCAAAAGUAGGUCCACAUGGUGAAACAAAUAUGACGUAAAACUCCAUUCAUUUCAUUUCAAAAAUCGGGAAACAAUUUCAUGUUCUCAUUGAUAUGUUCAAUACCGCAGCAACCGUGUCUACCGUGUUAUAUCCAGAGAAGUUUUUUAAUGGCUCACACACUUACUUUUAAAUCUUAAACAUGCUAUCCCGUGAACUUAUGUUCUCAAUGUCGUGUUCCAUCGCGUUGUCAUGUUCCUAAUUUAUUCGUUUUUUGUUGAUCUGUGUUAUUCUGUAUAGACUAGACUUUGAACUAUCUAAAACUCUUUACCGUUAUAUUCUGAAAAGCGACCAAAUGUUACAGAUGACGUUCUAGUUGUAACGCCUCGAACAGCGACAGCUCGUCUUCCGGACAUAGAUUGAUAUUACGGUUUUUCGAUUAACAGACGUGCUCUGUUUACGUUAUACAAAUUACUAUAGUAAGGUAAUAGGUUUUGAAGAGCAAUACCGGCUCGAAAGUACUGGCGGAUUCGAACCACAAUGCAGAAGUACCGCUUACAAAUUUUUUUACCGUUACCGAGGCUUCUUUUAUGUAACACAUGUCUGUUUAAAAUUGUGAUAAAGAAUACUGUUCACAUCAUUUUCAAUGGUUGAUUUGCAACCAAUAACGUAUCAUUAAUUAUAUUGUCUACUUUUAUAGUGACAGUGCUUCAUUUUGUUAUCACCAAUUUGUAUCGUGACCGCUGUAAAUAUACCAAGUGAUCUAUAAUGGAAUUAAUUAACAAAUGAAAUCCACCUUACCCGAUUGCGUUGAAUACUAGUAACCAUUUUUUAUUUUAUUAACAUUUUAAAUUUGAGAUAUUUUUUCUUUUUACAAUAAAUAUUUUAAAAAUG